AUGUCUUGCCUCGUACUGUCCUGUACGACAUGCCAGCAACAGGCGAUCGGCAUGCGGUGCGGCCCGUCCGAAGGACGCUUGGAGCCGUUUGCACCAGCGUGCUACUUCGGGCAUCAAACAUCACACCCGGCCGAUGUCUUUGCUUUUCUUCCCUUGGCAAGAAGCGACGCUCCUACUCAGUUCUCAACCUCCACCAUCUCAACCUCCUCCAAGCACAACGAGUCUGCCAAACUCACGGUUUGCGACGUGAACCUCAAUCAUGACUGGCUCCCUGAUAACAUCCUCCCCUCACUUCAGGGCGCCACAAUCUGCAUGUCUCCGGCUGGCAUAGGAAACAGGCACGACAGGCAAUGCUGGCAUUUUGGCUCCAGACAUGUCGACGAUGUGUCUCAGUCAUUCUACCGCAUUGGGAGGGUUUUUUCAGUACGUGAACAUCCGCUUGACUGGACGCCACUCAAGUCUCCAUCAUGA
This is a messenger RNA of Colletotrichum lupini, 471 nucleotides long. RefSeq lists its product as uncharacterized. The coding region runs from base 1 to 471 and encodes 156 amino acids. The record is from RefSeq and is a predicted model, not a curated record. Lineage: Eukaryota; Fungi; Ascomycota; Sordariomycetes; Glomerellales; Glomerellaceae. The transcript is spliced from 4 exons.